Messenger RNA from Diorhabda sublineata, 1646 nucleotides. RefSeq lists its product as uncharacterized. Gene Ontology annotation, molecular function: phosphatidylinositol bisphosphate binding. The record is from RefSeq and is a predicted model, not a curated record. The transcript has 6 exons. Lineage: Eukaryota; Metazoa; Arthropoda; Insecta; Coleoptera; Chrysomelidae. Gene Ontology annotation, cellular component: membrane. The coding region runs from base 656 to 1567 and encodes 303 amino acids.
CUAGUCCUUAUCUACUUAGUUUUCGAUAAAUCGUCAUAGUCUAGUGAUCUUAUCAUUAUUUUCGUCUUCUUUUUAGUAAUUUUUAAUCAUUUUCCAUCAUAUUCAUUCCAAAACUGUACAGAUUAAUCUUUGGUAAUGAGGAGUCUCCGAUUCCAUUUUGUCAGUCUUGAGAUCCAAUCAUUAAGUUUCGUUUGGUUAAUCAAAUUCGGUGCUGGAGAACUUCCAGUAGAUGUAAAUUCUGUAUCAAUUUCUUCAUCUUCAGACUUGCUUGGACUUUGUUCAACACCAUAAACUGUACAAGACACAGAUCUUCUUAAGUACGAGGGAGAAACAGUGAUUGUUUCUAAUAACUUUGAGUACCAGAAGGUUUAAAAAGGCACAAAUCAUCACUCAAAUUCACUGGUACAUAUAAAAUCACCAAUACAGUUAUUUAUAAAUAAAAAUUAGAAGGAAAUAGAUUUGAAAACAAGCACGUAGUAGAUGUUUUGUAAUAUCUAAUACGUUUUCAUGAUAUCAUUUCACAUAAUUUGUGUUUUAAUUGUACGCUAAUUUGCAUGUUUUAUUGGUUUUUUAUUGUUUUAUUACUUGGCUUGUUUCUAUCAAGGCGAUAUUUAAGUAAAAAUUGCGUUGAUAUUAACCAGUUUGUUUUGAUACCAUGAAAUCUGAAACUGUACUAAUCACCGAUCGCGAUGAAAUUAGAAAAUUGUCCGGUAAAUCGAAAGAAUCCGUUUUUCGAGAUAUAAAAAUUAUUAAGGAAUGGUUGGAAACUCAAAAGCAUCUACCUGAAAUUCCAAGUGAUAAUUUGAUCGAAUUCUUUUUGAAUAAUUGUAAAUUCAGUAUCGAGAAAACGAAACAAAAUUUGGAUAUGUACUAUACGUUGAGAAAUCUUAUACCGGAUAUGUACCAAAACGCGAAUCCAUCUACACCAGAUAUAGAAGAAGUUUACAAAAAAGCUUAUAUGUUUCCUUUACCAAAAUUAACCCCAUCAAAGGAAAGAAUAAUGUUUUUCAAAUAUAAAGACGUGGAUGACAUCGUGGAUAUACGGAAAAUCUACGCUCAUUACCUCAAUAAUAUUUACGAAAUAAGAGCUCAAGAAGAUCUCACAAUGGGCGACGUUGUCGUAGCAGAUCUGGAGCACAUCAGCUUCGCCAUGGCGGCCAAAAACACACCCGUAAUUUUGAAACAAGUAGCUCUUGCCAUGGAGAAAAUUCACAGUCUGAGAUUGAAAGGUGUAUACAUGUACAAUUGUCCAAAUUAUAUGACAAAUUUUUUGAAAUUAUUCAAAAGCUUUUUGAGCAGUAAAUUGGGUGAAAGAAUUCACUCAUAUCCAACGAUUGAAAAUAUUAGUGAACAUUUUCCAUUGGACAUAUUACCAAGCGAUUUAGGUGGUCAAGAAAAGUCUUUAGACGAACUAGAAGCAAUGUGGAAGGCGAAAUUUUUCGAAUACAAAGAUAGAUUUGACGAGCUAGAAAAAAUGGAAGUUAACGAAAAACUACGACCGGAAAAAUUGAAAAACGAUGAACUCUUGGGAUACUAUGGAAAUUUUAAAAAAAUAGACACCGACUAAUGUUAUUUCAACAAUCCAAAAUUGUUACUUUAUUGUAAUAUACAAUUUUUUGUGACAAAAAUACAACUACCUACCAGUG